Molecule: messenger RNA, 399 nt
Organism: Aphanomyces invadans
Lineage: Eukaryota; Oomycota; Saprolegniomycetes; Saprolegniales; Verrucalvaceae
Exons: 2
Coding region: 1-399 (132 amino acids)
Source: RefSeq, a predicted model, not a curated record
AUGGAAAACGCCAAAUAUCACAAGGGGCGGCCGUUUGACACUGCCAAGGGCAACUGGAAGAAGGGCGAUCUCUAUCAAGCCUGUGUGAAGUUCAAGGUUCCUGGUGUGUCUUCUACUGAUCUCAAGGCGACGAUCUGGGCAGCCUUGAAGAAGCAUAUCGACGAGCACAUCCCACCUGCCAUUGUCGAAAUGGCACGGACUCGUGGAUAUCAUUUGUGCAUGAGCAUGUUGGACCUGCGAGUGAACGUGUUGCUACAGCUGAAGCAAGCACUCGAGGCGCGACGGCAAAAGCUUCGGCAGCUCAAAGUCCAAAGGGAACAAGAGGCCAAAGAGCGAAUAAACGUCGCCAAGCUCCGCGAGCGCCAGGACCUCGAGACGCGAAGGCAGGCAGGGCCCUAA